Molecule: messenger RNA, 2364 nt
Organism: Malassezia sympodialis ATCC 42132
Lineage: Eukaryota; Fungi; Basidiomycota; Malasseziomycetes; Malasseziales; Malasseziaceae
Biological process (GO): exocytosis
Cellular component (GO): cell tip; Golgi to plasma membrane transport vesicle
Molecular function (GO): guanyl-nucleotide exchange factor activity
Source: RefSeq, a predicted model, not a curated record
AUGGCGAAGGGCGGGAAGCAGCGCCAGGCCGCCAAGGCCGCGUCGCAAGAGCGAAAGAAACCGACUUCCAGUGAACCCGCGCAGGAGCCACAGACGGCACUCCCUGCCGACGAAAAGACGGGUGAGGCAGCGCCGGCGUCUACGACAGGGGCACCCUCUCCCGAGGCGUCCGAGGCGGUGGACGCGCCUCGGGAGAUCCGCGAGAAUAGCGCGGAGAGAGAGGCCGAGGCGGAGGGUGUGUCGGUGCCCGAAGAGACGGGCGCUCCGCCAGCCCCGCCGGCGGACGACCACGGGGCGGUGCCGCCUCCCGCUGGGGAGGCGCCCCAGCCCGAGCCUCGGCCCGACCUGCUGGAGCGCAUGUCUGCCGAGGAGCGCGAGGCGGAGCUGCGCAGCCAGGUCACCGGUCUGAAUGCCAAGCUGGUCGACUCGAUCAACCGCAUGUCGGACUUGGAGGACGAGCUGAGUAUGGCACACAACCGCAUUCUUGUCCACACGACCCGCCUUGCGGAGCUCAGCAAGGAGCGUGACCAGUACGUUUCGGCGAUGAACACGGGCCUGCUUGUUGAGAAGGCGCAUGUCACGUCUGAGAUGCAGCGCAUGAUGGAGCGCGUUGUCGAGGAGACGGCGCAGCGCGGCAAGGCUGAAAGUGACAAGACGCGCAUCGAAGCGGAGCUGGAGGAGCUCAGCGCUGCGCUGUUCAACGAGGCGAACUCCAUGGUGGCCGUGGAGCGACUUGCGCGCGCUAAGGCCGAGGAAAAGAGCCAGCAGCUGGAGGUCAGUCUGCGGGACACGGAGCGGAUCAUGCAGGACCAGCAAGAGGUGCUCAAGAAUCUGCAGGCCGAGGUCGAUGCUAUGCGGGCCCGUGCCCCCGACGCGUCGCCGUCAGUGGCCGCCGUGGCAGCGCCCCCACCACCUGUGGCGCCUCCCACGAUCACGGUCAAUAUCCCGGCCUAUGUGGAAUUCCUGCAGUUCCUCAGCCAUCUGCGCGGCCUGCACGACCAGCUCGCACCCUACUUUGACAUGCACCGCCGCGGCGUCGACUGGACGACGCUGGCGCCCCUUUCAGCGUCGCUCACGACGGGCGGCGUGGUCUCGCCAUCGGUCCACCAGUCGGGCUCGGUGCUGCGGCACCGCGACUACCCCCACCUGCCGCUGGCGGCCGAACACCUGGUGCAGCUCUCGUCCCAGACGACGCUGCCGUUUCUUCGGCGCGUACAAGAUGAGGAUGCGGAUCCGUGCCUGCGCCUGAGCCAUGCACCGGGGCUCAACUGGCUGACUCGCCGCCAGGCGACGAGCGCCAUUAUGGAUGGCGAUGUGGUCAUCGAGCCGCUGUUCCCAGGCGGGCAGAUCCCCGAUGAGGCGGCGCUGCGCGCCGAGUAUGGCGCGCUGCCUCCCGCGUCGUGCUCGCUGUGCAGCGCGCCUCUGUUGAAUGUGACGGCGCUGCUGCCCGGGGCUUCGGCGCCGUCCAGCUCAUGGCCGAAUCCGCUCAAGGACGGGCAGGGCCGGCGCAGCCUCCCGUCGAUCUUCCAGUCGCUGCGCCGCGGACUGGACCGGGGCCAGUCAGGCGCGCCGUCUGACCGGUCACAGGAGGUCAGGGAAGGCGACGAGAUCUUUUCGCAAGACCCUGAGCCACUCAUGCGCACCGAGCCGCUGCCCAUCCCCACACACUACUUCCGCCUUUCGGACCACGCGACAAGCCGGCACCUGAUGUGCUCGCACCACUGCUUACAGCGUCUACGCGUGGUGUGCGCUUUUUGGACAUUUGUGCGCACGCUCGAGCGCGCCAUUGUCUUGGAGGGCAAGGUAGAGCCGGAGUUUGUGGGGCAGACGCGCAUUCUGCCCCCGUCCGCGCCUCGGCCGUCUGUGCAAGCGGCGCAUCUCGAGACGGCAGCACACGCGCCGGCGCCGUUGGAGCACGCGAAGGCGGCGCCUAGCGAGGCCACCGAGGAGCAUGCUGAGACAGAGGCGGCUGAGACGGCGAAGGAAAGUGAGACACAGGACACCCAGGAGACGCCAGCCGAGGAAGCCGCGCGCGGGGAGCCGGAGCAUGCCGAGGCCGCGGAGGGCCCGGCGACCGAGGCGGAGGGGCCCGCUGGUACGGAGGAGGAGCGCGACGAUCUCGAGGUCUUCAACGAGGCGCUGGAGGAUCACGCCGACGCCGAUGCGCUCGAAGGCGCGCCGCAGCCACCCGUGCUCCCUGCGCGGCCUGGCGCCGCCGUACCGAGCCGAGACACCUUUACCGCCCCGUCCGACCGCGCCCACCUGUCCUGGGAAGAGAGUCUGUGGGCCGAGGUCAUCCGGUACAAGGAGCUCAUGUGGAAGGCGCGUGUCGGUGUCGACCUGGCGUGCCUGGACAUUGUAUAG